Physeter macrocephalus (sperm whale) is the source of this 3548-nucleotide messenger RNA. RefSeq names its product adenylate cyclase 9 (gene ADCY9). Gene Ontology annotation, molecular function: adenylate cyclase activity. Bases 200 to 1924 code for a protein of 574 amino acids. Gene Ontology annotation, cellular component: plasma membrane. The record is from RefSeq and is a predicted model, not a curated record. The transcript has 3 exons. NCBI's taxonomy places the organism in Eukaryota, Metazoa, Chordata, Mammalia, Artiodactyla, Physeteridae. Gene Ontology annotation, biological process: adenylate cyclase-activating G protein-coupled receptor signaling pathway; intracellular signal transduction; cyclic nucleotide biosynthetic process.
GGGGGUCCGGCCGCCGGCCUUGAAGCGGCCGAGGCGCCGCUCUGUGCGCAGCAUGAGGGGCCCGCGGCCGCCGCCGGGAGAGCUGUGUUUGCGAGAGCAGCCCGCGGCGUGAGAGGGCUCGGCUGGACUUUCCCUCCGGAGCCGGCGGCGGAGCAGGUCCCGGUGACCCCGGCCGGGAGGCUUCCGAGCGCUCGGCAACAUGGCUUCCCCGCCCCACCAGCAGCUGCUGCAGCACCACAGCACCGAGGUGAGUUGUGACUCUAGCGGAGACAGCAACAGCGUGAGGGUCAAAAUCAACCCCAAGCAGCUGUCCUCCAACAGCCACCCGAAACACUGCAAGUACAGCAUCUCCUCCAGCUGUAGCAGCUCCGGGGACUCAGGGGGUGUCCCCCGGAGAAUGGGCGCCGGAGGCCGCCUGCGCAGGAAAAAGAAGCUGCCUCAGCUGUUCGAGAGGGCCUCCAGCCGGUGGUGGGACCCCAAAUUCGACUCCAUGAACCUGGAGGAGGCUUGCAUGGAGCGCUGCUUCCCGCAGACCCAGCGCCGCUUCCGGUAUGCGCUCUUCUACAUUGGCUUCGCCUGCCUUCUCUGGAGCAUCUAUUUUGGGGUGCACAUGAGAUCCAAACUGACUGUCAUGGUAGCCCCUACUCUGUGCUUCCUCGUGGUGUGUGUGGGCUUUUUUCUGUUUACCUUCACCAAGCUGUACGCCCGGCAUUACGUGUGGACCUCGCUGGUUCUCACCCUCCUGGUGUUCGCCCUGACCCUGGCUGCCCAGUUUCAAGUUUUGACGCCCUUCUCAGGACGAGUUGAUAGCUUCAAUCAUACUUGGGCAGCCAGGCCCACAGACACUUGCUUAUCUCAAGUGGGGAGCUUUUCCAUGUGCAUUGAAGUGCUCUUUUUGCUGUACACCGUCAUGCACUUACCUUUGUACUUGAGCUUGAUUUUGGGAGUGGCCUAUUCUGUUCUUUUUGAGACCUUUGGCUAUCAUUUCCAAGACAAAGCCUGCUUCCCCUCACCUGGAGCAGAGGCCCUGCACUGGGAGCUGCUGAGCCGAGCCCUGCUCCACGUCUGCAUUCACGCCAUUGGGAUCCACCUGUUCAUCAUGUCCCAGGUGAGAUCCAGGAGCACCUUCCUCAAGGUGGGCCAGUCAAUUAUGCAUGGAAAGGAUCUGGAAGUGGAAAAAGCCCUGAAAGAGAGGAUGAUUCAUUCUGUGAUGCCAAGAAUCAUAGCUGAUGACUUGAUGAAGCAGGGGGACGAGGAGAGCGAGAAUUCUGUCAAAAGGCACGCCACCUCCAGCCCCAAGAACAGGAAGAAAAAGUCUUCCAUACAGAAAGCCCCUAUUGCCUUCCGCCCGUUUAAAAUGCAGCAGAUCGAAGAAGUCAGUAUUUUAUUCGCAGAUAUCGUGGGCUUCACCAAGAUGAGUGCCAAUAAGUCUGCCCAUGCCCUGGUGGGGCUCCUCAACGAUCUGUUCGGCCGCUUCGACCGGUUGUGCGAGGAGACCAAGUGUGAGAAAAUCAGCACCCUGGGAGACUGCUACUAUUGUGUGGCCGGGUGUCCCGAGCCUCGGGCCGACCAUGCCUACUGCUGCAUCGAAAUGGGCUUGGGCAUGAUAAGGGCUAUCGAGCAGUUCUGCCAAGAGAAGAAAGAGAUGGUGAACAUGCGCGUCGGGGUUCACACGGGGACUGUCUUGUGCGGCAUCUUGGGCAUGAGGAGGUUUAAAUUCGACGUGUGGUCCAAUGAUGUGAACUUGGCCAAUCUCAUGGAGCAGCUGGGAGUGGCUGGCAAGGUUCACAUUUCCGAGGCCACCGCAAAAUACCUAGAUGACCGGUACGAAAUGGAAGAUGGGAAGGUCACUGAACGCCUCGGCCAGAACAUUGUUGCUGACCAGUUGAAAGCGAAGCAUAGCAAAGCAGCUCAUGGAAAGUAAUAUAACAUCUUCUGUGAUUUGCAUGGCUGGUGAAACAAAGUGAAAAGGAAAAACAAUCUACUUUGUUCUGGAAGACAGCGUUGACUCUGGGUACAUAUGUUAUCUGACCUGAGAGAGAAUUUCACCUCAACAAAGGCCCAACUUGUGAAACUAUAGCUUCCCUUAGAGAAACUGUUAUUCACAGCCCGUUGGAGUCAUAUGUUUUCUACCAGCUAAGGCGACUGACUCAGUGUGUCAGUAAUUGCAGGAGGUUAAAAACUUUUGGAACACCAUGCAAACAAAACAUUUCAAAGGAUUUUUCUGGUCUCUAACACACAUUUCAUAGUGACUUUCUCAGCUGGAAUAACUUAAUUAACUCUGUGUUCUUUCUGGCUCCUGAAAGAAAUUGUGAUUUAUGAACACUUUCAGAGCUGAUGAUUCUAAGAUAACAACUUUGUCCCACUGCCAUUUGAAGUUCAAAUGCAAAUGUUUGCUUUCAUAGCUCUAGUCAUGAUGUUACUUUAUUUAGUAGCUAUUAAAUUUCCAAUUCCAUAUACUCCCCUGGAGGUGUUCCAAUUUGCACUAAGGUUUCUGUUUCUUUCAACAACAUUGGUUAUGGUGUGUGGAAUUUUCCUGAACAAGGAAUAUGAACAAGGUUCUUAGAGUGGCUGAUAUUAAACUUUUCUUUUUUAAAUAACAGCUCUUUUUGACAUAUAAUUCACAUACUGUACCAUUUAAAGUAUGCAAUUCAGUGAUUUUUAAUAUAUUGACAGAUGUGUGCACAUCACCAUAAUCAGUCUUAGAACAUUUUUAUCACCCCCAAAUGAACCUCUGUACCCAUUAACACUCACUUCCCAUUUCCACCUAAACCUCCCAGCCCCUGGCAACCACUAAUCUACUUUCUGUCUCUGUGGAUUUGCCUAUUCUGGACGUUUCAUACACAUGAAGUCAUGCAAUAUGCAGCCUUUUGUGUCUGAUUUCUUUCACUGAGCAUAUUGUUUUUAAGAUUACCUGUGUUGUAGCCUGUAUCAGUACUUCAUCCCUUUGUUUGGUUGCAUAAUAUUCCAUUAUAUGAAUAGAUCACAUUUUGUUUAUCCAUUCAUCAGUUGAUGGAAAAGUGAUUCUUUUUUGGAAAUCAACGAACUGAUUGUUUGAAAAUAAAUUGAAAUGAUAAAAAAGUCUUUUAUUAUUUAAUAAUAUAACUUGACUAAAAUAUGACUAUUUCAUUUUCACUAGUGUUUAGAAGUUUUCCUGAGAGACAUGAUUAAAUGAGAUUUAAUACUGAAUUGUAGUUUCACAUAAUCAGUUUAGUUUUUUUUUUUAACAGCUGUUCUCUUUUCUAAGCUUGAUCCAUGUUGAUUAAAUAUUAAAUUCUCUGAUCCCCUUCCUUUCUCCCAGCCAGUUCCCGAAUAGACAGCUUUGGGAGUAGCAUGUGGUUGACUUUGAAACCAGCCUCAUUUGAUAUUUGUUAGAUAUAAAUAUCAAAUAUAGUAUUAAUAAGUCUUUCUGGAUUUGUCACGUUUUCUGAAGAGCUCAGGAUUUUCCCCUUUAGUCAAUCAGACGUUUUCCUGGUUAAGCAGUUUAAACAUUUGGUUUUGUGUUUCUGAAAUGUAUAAAACAAAUUUUUACCUUCAUAAAAAUGAAA